ACUGUCACUGUCACCUGUUCUGUCACUUCUAUCAAGAGAGAGAAAGAUGAUUAUUUAUUUUUACAAGAUGGGUAACCUUAAAUUAAUUGUUAACUUAAAUUAACACUAUCUUAGGUACAACAAAAGUAUGGUUAAGUAAAAAAGAACGAUUUGAAAUUUGCAAAUUUGGUGAUCCAAUAUGAAUGGGGGAGUACUUUCUCACAGGAGUAUCAACUGGAAAGAGUUUGCUUGUGGAUGGGGAGCAGCCCUUAUAAAUGUAUCCGUCACUUAUCCAAUCAAUAAAUUAAUCUUUAGACAGAUCCUCCAUGGCACAAAAAUAUACCCAGCUUUCUUACAACUACGAAGCGAAGGUAUCCACUACCUCUACAGAGGGAUCCUUCCACCACUAUGUCAAAAAACAUUAUCCUUGUCGAUAAUGUUCGGAGUAUACGAGGAAGUCAAAAGACCUUUGAUACAGCUAGGAUUCAAUCCGUACGGUGCUAAAGCUAUAGGCGCACUAGUAUCAGGAACAACAGAAGUCAUACUGAUGCCCUUCGAACGAGUACAAACCAUUUUAGCAGAUUCUAAACAUCACACAGACUUUAGGAACACUUUACACGUAUUUAGGGAAUUAGGCAAAUUCGGGAUCAGGGAAUACUAUCGGGGAUUAGUGCCGAUCAUACUUAGAAACGGGCCUUCAAAUGUGGGCUUUUUUAUAUUACGGGAAGAGAUGCAAGAACGGUUCCCGAAGUACCAAAACGAGUUUUUAAGGACAUCUUUAGAAUUUUUAUGUGGUGCAAUGAUUGGGGUGAUACUCUCCACGGUGUUUUAUCCUUUAAACGUAUUAAAAAUUAGAAUGCAGAGCAAAAUAGGCGGCUCGUUCGAGAAUCCUUGGAGGGUACUCUUAGAUAUUUACAACGAAAGAGGCGGGAAAGUUAGAUAUAUUUACUACGGGGUGCAGGCGAACUAUACCAGGGCCUUUAUUAGUUGGGGGGUCAUGAAUACUGCCUACGAACACCUCAAAUCUAUGGUUAAUGAAGUUUAAGAUUAUAAACGUUUUUGUGAUGUGAUAAAAUUUUUAAAAGACGCAUUAAAUGAAGUAUUUUUUCGCUGAUCGAACAACAAUAUUAACAAAACGAAAAUAACUGGAAAUAUUUAUUUCUGCGUUUUGUGGAAAUAAACAGUUCCUAAUUAAUAUCCCAGUGGAGUUUGUUACGAAUAACUUGUAAAACUAAAUAAGGUGAACAUACUAUGUAUAUUUCAAUGGAACAAUCGAUCAGCGAAAAAAUAAUAUGUAUAUCUCGUGGUAAAUACAACAUUUCUGACUUAUGAGAUCUGGUCCUUGGUUCUGAGUAAUCUUCUUGUCACAGAACGUACAGUGCACCACGUCAUGGAUCAAUAGGAUUCCAUCCCAAAAAGAGAUCCCAAAGACACUGUAGAAUGGCAAAGACUUUUCCAAAAGAUGAUCCUUCAAAAUAUGUCAACUAACGGCGUUCAUAGGUUACAAUGCUGUUAUGACUCACCUGGUAAGAAUGGCAGAGAGCCUCAAUAUAAUCUAAAACAUUUUCGGUCGCAUUCAGGAACUCAUAGACUCCAGAGAACCACCUUCGGGGGCAUUCUUCAACAAUGUGACGAGACAGUCUGUUGUUCCGCACCACAUUCAGAAGUAAGGGCUUUUCCCCAUCUAUGUAAGCUGUUAGCACUUCUAUCAGUGUUUAUUUUUAUUAUGUUCAGAGUUGGCAUGUAUUGCGAGGCAGUUCGAAGACAGACAGUUUGUGAUCAAUACAGGCCAUUUGGUGUACUUCCUGUGGUGAGACACAAUCCCCUUGUCUUCUCCAGGCGUUGGUGAGGCUGAAACGUUGCUAAUUUGAAGAGGUGUCCUUUAACAAUGGAGGAUAUCUGGAACUAAGUCUUCGUUUCGAUAUCAAGCUUGUCAUGGUGGAUGGGUAUCCCACCGCUGCCACCAUGUUCUGUUAAAUAAAAGGGUUCUUAGACUUUAUCAGGUUUAUUGAACUCAAUAUAAAACAGUCAGGUUAGGAGAGAUGAGAUCUGCCAUCGGCCUUGACGUAUUAGUGACUGACUUUACUACUUACAGAGUUGCCAGAUUGUGCCGAUAGUAGAAUAGUUAGCUUGGAUUUUUCUGUAUAAGAGAAUGGCUUCUUCGUAGUUUCGGAGGUAGGAUAUGACUCAGAAUAUGAAGCCAAUAGUUAGUUGUUAAUCUAAUUAUACCUGAAAUCAUUCGCAUUGUCUGGUUUAAUUGGAUGGCAACAAUCUUCGUGUGUUUGUUGUUGAGCCAUACUGGGGAAGCUGUCUAGACUGUCUAGAAAUCAUCCAGCUAUUUCCUAGCAUAUUUGCCACACUGAGGUAAACAUUCUAAAUGGAUUUUAUCGGAACCGGGUGCCUGUCCAGACUUAAUUUCUGAUAUUGCUGACGUGAUUUCUUCUUGAGUAAACUAGCCAGAGUAUUCAGAUAUGGGUGGGUGUGCAGACUUUUCAGUUCUUAUUAUACUUAAGGACGAUGCUUUUCUUCUCGAUUUACUUAAGUUUAGUUUUUCCACAGUCUGUAGAUAACAAAACUGUCUUUAGAUAACAAAAAACCGAAGAAAAUUAAUUUCACAGUUUUUUGUUUUGUUGGCAGAAAAUACAAAUUAUAUGCAACGACGCAUACAAAAACCACUUAAUAUUCUGAAUCAGAUUGUUCUCUUUAUUCCUCGCUUCCUUUUGAUAUAUGGGACAUUAAAUUUGCAAACUAAUACGUGGAGGUUUGGGUAAUUUAAUUUCUUGAAGAUCUCACUUACUUACUUUCGCUGUCAUAACGUAAUCCGCCUCAACUGAUGCACUAUCCUAAAUAUGUACAGCCGGUUCCUAAAAAAACUGAUACGACUCUUACUAAGAUUUGAUCAUGUUGAGCAGUGUAUUUGAUUGAUCUGACAUUAUAUUUAUUAUGACAGACAAAUAAUAAAAUAAACAAACAACAACCAACUGAUUCAUGAAAAAACUAAUAAGUAUUUUAGAAAAAUUUAAACGCAGGAUGAAAGAUUACGAUAUUACCGGGGGUGGAAAGCCCCUUAGAAUAAACAAGCAGUUUCUAUUGAAUGAAAUAUUUGAAAUUAAAUAUCACACUUUUUUUAUUUUCAGCCCUGUAACUUAUUAAAAUAAAUAUUAUAGAAGUUUUCAGGGACUUUCAGCCCUCGGUAAUAAUGUAGUCUUUCAUUCUGAGUUUAAAUUUUUCAAAAAUAUUUAUUAGUUUUCUCAGGAUUCGAAAAAAAAAAUGAAUACAAUUAAAAUACAUUGAGAAUUUUGACAUGCGUCACAAUUUUGCAUUAACUCAAUGUAAAAUUCUAAACUGUUGAAUUCCAGCUUCCCUAAUUAUUUGACAUCAAAAGACAUUAGAAACUGCAUUGAAAUCUGUAUUGAAAACAACUGUUAAAAUUGGUCUACGUAAUUAAACAUAUUCCAAAAUUUUGUAAAAAUGUAAUACCUACAUUUCAGUUUUCAGCCCAAACUUAGGCCACACACAAUGCAAUAAUGUUCACAUUUUUGAACUGUCAAUAUUUUUAUUUUAUCAUUUAUUGUUUAAAAACAAUACAGUUGAUAAGAUACACUCAGUUGCGGAGAAAGUAUUAAUAAUAAAGAUUAAUAAUAAAGUCUAAUAACCGUGGAACAGAAUAAGCUAUCUGACAAAUUUUAAGAUUUGGCAGUGACAUUGACAGUAUGUAAAUAUUAAGUAUUUAUCCUUCAAAAUACACUGCUCAAUUUUCUACAAAAUACGCGUCAAGAGUCGUAUCAGUUUUUUUUGGAACCAGGUGUACCUCUAAAUUGAAACUUUGAUUUUACUAUUUUUGAUCAGGAAUUGGCGAUUUGACAUGUCUGUGCGUCGUUCAGGAAUGUUUUUCUUUACUACUAGAUAUACAAUACACUAUUAAAGAAUUUUUAACCAAAUUUUUUCUUUGCAAAUGUAACAAUUAAUACACAAAUGAGAGAUUAUGUUGAACGAGUUAUAUUGCUAUAAGUAUUUUAUUACUUGUUGUAAACAUGUAAAAUAAACAAGAUAAUGAGACAUUUUUUUCGGCCAUUAUGUAGUUUGCUUAAAAUCUAAUAAAUGUUUAUAUUGUUUUCCAAAAA
Molecule: messenger RNA, 4103 nt
Organism: Diabrotica virgifera virgifera (western corn rootworm)
Lineage: Eukaryota; Metazoa; Arthropoda; Insecta; Coleoptera; Chrysomelidae
Product: mitochondrial nicotinamide adenine dinucleotide transporter SLC25A51
Exons: 3
Coding region: 179-1024 (281 amino acids)
Source: RefSeq, a predicted model, not a curated record